CACGUAGGUAUUGAAUCCGAGGGAGAGCGCCGCGGGCAGGAAAGGGCAGGUGGUGGGGUGUCCAGGUGGACAGCCCCAUCCGGUCUCCCGCCGCCAGGGCAGUGCCGCGGUCCUGGGGCGCCGGGAGGGGAGGCGGAGGGCAGUGGGAGCGCGAGGCUCGCGGGGCAUUAUGGGCAUUGUAGUUUAGCGGCUGCACAGGCUCUCGGCCUCGGCGGGGUGGCCUGGACCGGCGAACUACAACGCCCGGCGGCCCCGACCGCUGGCAGAGAACGAUAAACUUUGAGCGGACCGGGCGAGAAAAAAAAUCUGUCUUUGUGGUGCGGGGGCUCUUGGGUGGUCGCGGAACUGGGCUCCGCGCUGGGAAAGGGAAGUGGAGUUCUCUUCAAGAAGAUGAAUUUGGCUGAGAUUUGUGACAAUGCAAAGAAAGGAAGAGAAUUUGCACUUCUUGGAAACUAUGACUCAUCAAUGGUAUAUUACCAGGGGGUGAUACAGCAGAUUCAGAGACAUUGCCAAUCAGUCAGAGACCCGGCUGUCAAAGGCAAAUGGCAACAGGUUCGGCAGGAAUUACUGGAAGAAUAUGAACAAGUUAAAAGUAUUGUCAGCACUUUGGAAAGUUUUAAAAUUGACAAGCCCCCAGAUUUCCCUGUGUCCUGUCAAGAUGAGCCAUUUAGAGAUCCUGCUGUUUGGCCGCCCCCUGUACCUGCAGAACACAGAGCUCCACCUCAGAUAAGGCGUCCCAAUCGAGAAGUAAGACCUCUGAGAAAAGAAAUGCCCGGAGCGGGAGCCCGGGGACCUGUGGGCCGAGCACAUCCUAUAUCGAAGAGUGAAAAACCCUCCACCAGUAGAGACAAGGAUUAUAGAGCAAAAGGAAGAGAGGAUAAGGGAAGGAAGAAUAUGCAAGACGGUGCGAGCGAUGGUGAAAUUCCCAAAUUUGAUGGUGCAGGCUAUGAUAAGGAUCUGGUAGAAACUCUUGAGAGAGACAUCGUAUCCAGGAAUCCUAGCAUUCAUUGGGAUGACAUAGCAGAUUUGGAAGAAGCUAAGAAGUUGCUCAGGGAAGCUGUUGUUCUGCCAAUGUGGAUGCCUGACUUUUUCAAAGGGAUUAGAAGGCCGUGGAAGGGCGUAUUGAUGGUUGGACCCCCCGGCACUGGGAAGACUAUGCUAGCUAAAGCUGUUGCCACCGAAUGUGGCACAACAUUCUUCAAUGUUUCCUCUUCUACAUUGACAUCUAAAUAUAGAGGUGAAUCUGAGAAGUUAGUCCGUCUCUUGUUUGAAAUGGCUAGAUUUUAUGCACCCACCACAAUCUUCAUUGAUGAGAUAGAUUCCAUCUGCAGUCGAAGAGGAACCUCUGAUGAACACGAGGCAAGUCGCAGAGUCAAGUCUGAACUACUCAUUCAGAUGGAUGGAGUUGGAGGAGCUUUAGAGAAUGAUGAUCCCUCCAAAAUGGUUAUGGUAUUGGCUGCUACUAAUUUCCCAUGGGACAUUGAUGAAGCUUUGAGAAGGAGAUUAGAAAAAAGGAUAUAUAUACCUCUCCCAACAGCAAAAGGAAGAACUGAGCUUCUGAAGAUCAAUCUUCGUGAGGUUGAACUGGAUCCUGACAUUCAGCUGGAAGAUAUAGCAGAAAAGAUUGAGGGCUAUUCUGGUGCUGAUAUAACUAAUGUUUGCAGGGAUGCCUCUUUAAUGGCAAUGAGACGGCGAAUCAAUGGCUUAGGUCCAGAAGAGAUCCGUGCACUUUCUAAAGAGGAACUUCAGAUGCCUGUUACCAAAGGAGACUUUGAAUUGGCUCUUAAGAAAAUUGCUAAGUCUGUCUCUGCUGCAGACUUGGAGAAGUAUGAAAAAUGGAUGGUUGAAUUUGGAUCUGCUUGAAUUUCUGUCAGCUCUUUCAUUUCUGGUAUUUUUACUUAUAAAAUGUGAAGAAAUUCCCUGCAGUUUUUUUUAAAAACACAUUUAAAA
Acinonyx jubatus (cheetah) is the source of this 1950-nucleotide messenger RNA. It is a transcript of the gene KATNAL1, whose product is annotated as katanin catalytic subunit A1 like 1. Gene Ontology annotation, molecular function: ATP binding; microtubule binding; ATP hydrolysis activity. Lineage: Eukaryota; Metazoa; Chordata; Mammalia; Carnivora; Felidae. The record is from RefSeq and is a predicted model, not a curated record. The coding region runs from base 391 to 1863 and encodes 490 amino acids. Gene Ontology annotation, cellular component: microtubule cytoskeleton; microtubule. Gene Ontology annotation, biological process: microtubule severing. The transcript is spliced from 11 exons.